Molecule: messenger RNA, 2954 nt
Organism: Varanus komodoensis (Komodo dragon)
Lineage: Eukaryota; Metazoa; Chordata; Lepidosauria; Squamata; Varanidae
Gene: RPS6KL1
Product: ribosomal protein S6 kinase like 1
Exons: 10
Coding region: 294-2123 (609 amino acids)
Biological process (GO): protein phosphorylation
Molecular function (GO): protein kinase activity; ATP binding
Source: RefSeq, a predicted model, not a curated record
GCAGAAGGAAAACAUAGAAGGGCUAUAAAUCAUCUGAAGUUCUAUCCUCAUAAAAAGUUAUGAGAGAGGCAAGAUAAGAACCUUGUCUGAAAGCACCCUUCCGUUUUGCCUGCAGGGCUUGGCUCUUUCUAGCAGUCUUUUGCUGCUUACUCAAACAUUUCACUAAGUGGCUUCCUUCUCUUGUCUGUCUCUAAUUAUGUCUUUGUUUCAAGCAUUACAGGAAAUGGGCUGGUGAAGAUUUCUUGAGAAUGGCCACUUUUUAAGCAGAGUAUCUCUUGAGUGCCAGUUUGGCCAUGGAUUCGGAGUCCUGUACCCGAGCUUUCUCCCAGGCUCGAGUGUAUCUUGAGCAAAUUCGAAGCCGGGUUGCACCAGGGGCUGUUGAUAUACAUGGAACUGGGAAGCGGGACUACCUGGUGGAUGCCGCAAAGCAGAUCCGUCUGGCUUUGGAGAGGGAUGUAAGUGAGGACUAUGAAGAAGCAUUCAACCACUACAAGAAUGGUGUGGAUGUGUUGCUCAAUGGAGUGCAAGUUGAGCCUAACAAGGAGCGUCGUGAAGCUGUGAAGCGGAAGAUCACCCAAUAUUUGAAACGUGCAGAAGAAAUCUUCAUUUGCCAUCUACAACGGAAUCUGGGGAAUGGAAAUUCAACUGAAACGGGUUACAGCAGCCUUCGCUUUCGGCCCAUUAGGACUCUCAGCACACCAGUGGAGAACCUGAAGCGCUGUAAAGUUGUGGGAAUCAUUGACAAGGUGCAGUUAGUGCAGGAUCCAGCUACAGGGGGGACUUUUAUACUGAAGAGCCUUCCCAAAUCUCACGUGGAGACCCGUGAAAGACAGACAAUCAUCCCACAUGGGAUCCCUUUUAUGGCUGAAUUGUUGUGCUAUUCUGUGAGUGAGGAUUCCAUCUUCCUCCACUUGGAACAUGUGAAAGGGGGGACCCUCUGGUGUCAUCUUCACUCACAGCCUCAUUUACAGAGCAAUGCCUCAGACUCCUCUCAUGCAUUAAAUCCAAAACUCAGCUUGGCUUUGGGACAAACCAGUGAGGAAAGCUUUGUCAGAAACUCUCAAGAAGCUGAUUCUGUAUCCCAGCAGAGCUGCAGCAUCUAUCAUGAGAACAGAGUUGGCCCUACUCAUGUAAAUCCCCGCCUGCUGAGAAGUGAUGACCAUUCAUUUACUUGGUCAACCACUAAAACCAUGACCAACCAUAAAUGGUCCAUUGAACCUACAAGUGGGCCACAGGAAGUUGCUGGAGGAAAGGAAUUAUGUGUAUCACGUGCUUUGUUUGGUGCUACAGAACUGGGUUUGAAGCAAGUGCCUCAGGGACAUAGAUACUUGACCAACCAGGGUCUGAUUUUCCAGUCAUGGGACUCAGUUGCUGCAGUUGAUUAUAUUGGCAGCAUACCUGAGAGAGCCACCCCUCAGCAGGAACCAAAACUACUUACAGGCGAGCAAUGUGGUGGGUCUCAUCUGAAGGCAGAAAGAAGGCAGUUGCGAGAUGAAAGGUGCUUUAUGCAAGAAGAGUCAAUUCUUGAUCAAAAAAAGCACAAAAGCCAACUGCCUUCAGAGCAUCAGGGGUUUCUUGCACAUCUGGCUGUCCAAAGGCACAGUUCUGGAACUUGGAAUAUAAAGGAGGACCAGAUCCAGGUCUGGGCAGCUGAACUGAUUUUAGCCCUGGAGGGUCUCCACCAACAGGGGGUCCUAUGCCAAGAUCUCAAUCCACGGAACCUGCUUCUGGAUGAUACUGGUCACAUCCGUCUCACAUACUUUGGCCAGUGGAGCGAGGUAGAGCGGCAAUGUUGCACCCAGGCACUGGAAGAUUUAUACUGCGCGCCAGAGGUGGGUGGAAUUUCUGAGCUGACAGAAGCCUGUGACUGGUGGAGUUUUGGUGCAUUGCUCUAUGAGCUACUGAGUGGAACAUCUUUAGCCCAGAAUCACCCCUCAGGGAUCCAUCCUCACACACAGCUUCACCUUCCAGAAAGACUCAGCCAUUCUGCUUCCUCUCUGCUUUCAGAGCUGCUGCAGUAUGAACCCAAUCAACGUUUGGGCUCUGGAGAGGAGGGAGUGAACAAGAUCAAGUCACACCCUUUCUUCAGUACUAUCCAAUGGAACAAGUUGGUUGCAUCAUAAGAACGGAGUGUGGGGAACAGUCAUGCUGCCAGAAUGCAAGACCUAGCAGCAGUCUUUGCUACAUGAGCCAAACCCAUUCAAAAGCACCUACCCUCCUGUAAAGUGUCUGGGGCCAGAUGACCCUGGGUGGUACUAGUAGUGCUGCUGCUCUGGAGGUAAUCUGCAGAGCUGGACCUGGUCCUAAUUGUUUAGUCCUGAGCUGCUCCUCUUCCACUUCCAAGCUAUUAACAGCUGCAGAUCAAGCUGAGCAUUAGAAGAAUAUUUAUGACCCUGAAACUAUUGUCAAAGAAUCUAGCCUAAGUAAGAUUGUUAAGUAUUGUGUAAAAGCAUGUUUAAGGCCAAAUGCUAAGGCCUCAUAUUUGGUGCUCCUUAAGGAAUUUAAAUAGGACCUCAUUAUUUCUUGCCCUUCAUGACAGGCUUAAAUCAGACAUGGCUCAAUGGGGUAGCUUUCCUCACAGCUACUACUCCUUGCACCCCUAUUCGAGCUCACCUUUUAGUGCUGCUGCUAUUUUUCCUUGCUUUGCAGUUGUAUCUGCUCUAUCACUUCUCAUUUUAACUUGAAGCAUUUUGCUAUUCUACAUGAGCUUAACCCAUCCCAAGUUAGUGGUGCAUUUCUUCAAAAGUGGCACUAGAUGGAUGUCUUUGGGUAACAAUCUAUUUCACAGCUUGCAUGUGCACCCUUUACAUUUUGCUUCUUCUGCAGAAUGAAGACAGCUAUUACUGAGAGGGGGAAUUGAACAAAUGCCUCUCUUUGUGACCCCUUCUCUGUGGAUCUUCCAUUUUCUUGUCCAUGAAUGUUUUAAAAUCCAAUAAAAGCGCAUAGCACAACAA